UUACAUGCCUGCACAAGGGUGGCAUUAGAUACCCGAUUGUGUGGUCUAGCUUCAGCUGCUGCUGCGGCUGAUGUUGGCAGCAGAUUUUUCUGGUGGCAAUGGUGAUGGCGAUGGUGGCGAUAUAAAAGCGUUCAACUCUUUGAGUUUCUUUUGAGUCCGUUGCUUUUCAGAGUCUUGUGCAAGUGCAAAUUCUAUUUCGAUUUCUUGGUACGAAGGGAAAUAUUCCGAAUUGUUUUUGUAGUGCACUUUAAAUUUGUUGAAUUCGCCACUGUGCUGUAUAUUCUUUGUUGUGCGUAUUCGUAUUGGACGUUCUUUCGCAUUGUACGGUGUUUCAAUUGUAUUGACUGAUGCCUAGAUUGGUUUAGCAACGUCGGUCCAUUACUAAUAUUAACCCGCCAAAAAGGCAAUAUCGUCAACAUAUCAGAUUAGUACUUUUUGGAUUUUUUUUUGACUUUUCUCAAAAGAAAACACCCACACGUGUCGCAUAUAUUCUACUAUCUAUCGUGUGUCCGGUUAGAACGAAGGCCAAAGUAAUAGACUGUUGCCAAUACAUACGUAUUUUGGAAUUUUGAGUACAUUCCAGCGCUGCUGCAGUUAACAAAAAUGUACAAAGUGGUGUUUAUUGCAUCCUGUUUGGCUUUUGUAUUUCGUGGCGCUUUUGGCCAGCAAUACACAACACCUGUGCCAAUUUUGAAACAAAUCAACAAACACAACUCGGAUGGUUCAUACACCUAUGGCUAUGAAGCAGCUGAUAAAAGUUUUAAAAUCGAAACGAAAUAUCCGACCGGAGAGGUUUACGGAAAAUAUGGAUACAUAGACGACCAGGGGCAACUGAGGGAAAUUGAAUAUGGAGCAAGUAAACGUGGAUUUGAACCGGCUGGCAGUGACAUAAAUGUACCGCCACCAACACUCACAGCCAGUAAAUCAACACCCUUGGGUCCCAAUGAGAUCGAUGAUGGCCAAUAUCGUGAAGAUCCUGCCGAAUAUUACAAGGGACAGAAUUUCAAUCGCCCAGUAGCUGCUAGUAAAUUUAUUCUGAACAAUUUCCAACAACAAAGACCCCAGCCAGCUUAUAAUCCAGCUCCAGCUCCAUACAAUCCACCUGCACCUGCUCCAUAUAACCAUCCAACUCCAGCGCCAUACAGACCACCAACUCCACAAUACUAUAAUCCUCCCCCACAACCUCAACCUACAUAUUAUCGGCCACAGCCACCACAGCCCCAAUAUAAUCCCUACAAUCCAAACAGCCAACCCAGUCAUUUUCACCCUGCAGUAAAAAGUCUAGACAUUUGGAGUGGCUCAUAUAGUUUGGAUUAUACGGGACGAAAGUAGACUACAACAACGUUUGAGUUUAUGGUUAUAGAUGCGAGUGUGUAUAUGAACGAGAGUGUUUGCGAGAAGUAAAGGUGAUGAUCGUGUUUGAGUUGCAGCUGCGCGAAAAUCUCCGAAAAUGUGCUAUCUAAGACUAACGAACGUUUUUUUUUUGUAAUUUUUUGUUUAUAAAUUUUAUUUUAAUUAAUAUUUAAGUAAUAAAGUAUGGAAACAAGUGCAAGAUGUCGAUGUGGAAUAAA
This is a messenger RNA of Musca domestica (house fly), 1571 nucleotides long. RefSeq lists its product as uncharacterized. NCBI's taxonomy places the organism in Eukaryota, Metazoa, Arthropoda, Insecta, Diptera, Muscidae. The coding region runs from base 604 to 1332 and encodes 242 amino acids. Gene Ontology annotation, molecular function: structural constituent of chitin-based larval cuticle. The record is from RefSeq and is a predicted model, not a curated record. The transcript is spliced from 3 exons. Gene Ontology annotation, cellular component: chitin-based extracellular matrix.